This is a messenger RNA of Haplochromis burtoni (Burton's mouthbrooder), 773 nucleotides long. RefSeq names its product death-domain associated protein. The record is from RefSeq and is a predicted model, not a curated record. The transcript is spliced from 3 exons. The annotation marks the transcript as partial. NCBI's taxonomy places the organism in Eukaryota, Metazoa, Chordata, Actinopteri, Cichliformes, Cichlidae.
GAAGAGAGUCCUCAGCCCUCCUCCUCUGCCUCCAAAUCAAGGCCUGACCUUCAAACCAAAAAUGUCUCGCCGCUCAAAGCUCAGCUGCCAGUGCCCACACACAUUACCCAGUCACCCUUCGCUACAGCGAAGAAGACCACGAAGUGUCUGCAGGCAGAGAAUCAGAAGUUGUUCAAUGAGUUUGUGGAGCACUGCAGGCCCCUCACAGAGGACUGCCCAGAGGUCUUGACCUUCCUCCAGACAAAGCACUCCAAGGCCUGCCCGGACUUCCUGUCAUCAGUGGAGUUGAGGAACACUUUGGGACGAUGUUUGACUCGCGCUCAGGCCAACCGCUCUAAAACAUUUGUCUACAUCAAUGAACUGUGUACUGUGCUCAAGCAGCAUGCCAUCAAGAAGAGGCAAACCCUCUUCAAGGUUGACCCUGGGCCUUCUACCUCAACGUCGAAUGGAGCUAUGGAGCUAUUUUCAUUCGAGUUUUGUCCUCUGUGUUCCUCCCUUUGUCAGAUCGAGCGUUUCAUCAACAGUCCCGAGGUACGACAAAACCCUCCUGAUUACCAGGACAUCCUCCAGCAGGUGUUGCGUGCCAACGAUCGCCACAACCUCUGCUUGACCAGGAAGCAUAUAAACCAGAUCGCCCAGGAGGCGUUCAGAGAGACCGGGAGCCGCAUACAGGACCGCCGUCACCUGGACCUCGUCUACAACUUUGGCUCUAGCCUCACCGACACCUAUAAGCCUGGUAAGAUAAUAAAGAGAAAUGCUGCUGCUCGUGCAGG